AUGACACAACCAAGCUCUCGAAACACAAGUUUCAUUGACGGCGUUGAGCUUUUCGAAAUGGACUGGACAGGAGGUUCGAAGCGGCGUUUUGCCGAUCGUAAAGGCAAUAGCACUCUGCAAAAGCAACGAGCUCACUUCGCCAAAGCCAGAGCAGCUGUCUUGAAGCGUUCUUCUGCCCCAUCGACUUCCCUUCGCAACUUCCGGCCUGACUACAAUAAGGCUGACCAGGCAGCUGGAAACGAGUACGAAACGAUACAGACACGAUCAAAGAACUCGAGGAAGCGCUCACAUGCCGAAUCCAUCUCGAGGUUCCCUGGUGAGCAACAUACCGGCGACGAUGCUCUCGAGGUCUGUCGACAGCAAUUGAAAGCGAAAAACGAUUGGUUGGGGCUGUCCGCAGCCCGACCACUCCAGAUCGCUUUUCCCACACACGAAGACAAAGCUGCCAUCGGCAAGAGACGCAAGGUCGGACGUACAAAUUCUGUUCGUGCCAGGCAGCCAGUAGCUGUACAAGAGGCCCCUCUUUUUGCAGAGUGUCCGUUUUUCGAGGAGCAUCUCAUGAGCGGAGCUUUGGUACCACCGGCUGAUGAUGAAAUCAGAGUUAAAAUUGGUACAGAUGCAUUCGAGAGCCAGACACUACCAUCUCGAAUCUCCAGAACUCCGGCAACGACCCAUAUUCGCAAUAUCUCCAGUCAUUAUAGACUGCCUUCGGGAGAUAUGAGUGGACCUAGUCCUAUCGAUAGUGGCGGCCUUACACGUGUUACUGAUCCGAACGAAUGGCUUGGGGUCUGUAGUGAUCAAUGUGUUCAAGACAUCGCUGAUGUGCAUGCGAGAGAACAUCAUCUCGCGCUCGGUGGCCAUGCAGACAUCGAUAGCCUGGAAGACUCGGUGACGGUUCCUGCCAUACCCGGUGAGCUACUAUCUCUACCGUCACCUCCAGCAGCGCCGUCCGCAAAUGUACCUCAGAUCGCGUCUUGUGACCUGUUCAUUCGGGAGCCAUCGAGGCCCGAUCGUGGCACGCCUCUCCAAGAUCAGAGUUUACAUAUUGCCACAGCGCCAAGUCUUGCAAGGCCAUCUCCUGUUGUAAACAGCGUUGAGAUGGACGAGCAGAAUUGGCGACAGUUCCUCGAAGUUGAUCCGGAUCCUUACAGCGAAGUCUCAAUAGUAGUACUGCGUUCUUCAAGCCAACAUCUCACGGCAUCGACAAUGAUCCCACCUGCAGCACGUCCGAGCCCUCAGAAAGUAUUGCUCGAGCAGGACCACGUGAGAGCCGAGGAACCUGAGACCUAUGAAGCGCAGAGGUCUCAGAACAGACCAACACCUUCUGCUGAUCAGAGCGUUUUAGUAACCAGCCACGGAGGUCUCUCGCCGUCCGCUUCUCUCCAGCAGAUUCAAAGGUUGGUCAAUCUCAUACCCCCUCGUACAGAUUUUCGUAACGAGACUGUCGCCGAUGAGGACAUGUGGCGACGCUUCGUCAUCGGAAGCCAAGGCAGCGACAACAGCUCCAGCACCCACCGCAACCCACGCGUUGUUCGUGAGAUGUGCGACUCAGAGAUCGAGCCCAUGUCGAGCAUCAUUAGUUCCGACAAAGCGACAGUAGCGACAUCGCGGCCUGCUGCAACCACAAUGGCGGAGCUUUCCGAAAUAUGCGACAAUUGCGAAGGGAAAACGAUUGACAACUUUCCAUUGCAAAAGUCCUUGUCGGUUGUGGCACAGGCAUCUACGAUCCACCAUGGCUUGUCCGAUGAAGAAUCUCAGCUGUCGGAGGUCGAAUCAGAGGCACCUGAGAGGCACACAUUGGCAGUCUCGCUGGAUCCCAGGCGGCGAUUUAGAAAACCUGUUGAUAUCGCACCUGUCGCACGCAUAAGUACUCGAAGCGGGCGCGUUGCUGGUCGGAAAAGCUGA
Messenger RNA from Dissoconium aciculare CBS 342.82, 1905 nucleotides. RefSeq lists its product as uncharacterized. The coding region runs from base 1 to 1905 and encodes 634 amino acids. The record is from RefSeq and is a predicted model, not a curated record. NCBI's taxonomy places the organism in Eukaryota, Fungi, Ascomycota, Dothideomycetes, Mycosphaerellales, Dissoconiaceae. The transcript has 2 exons.